Molecule: messenger RNA, 2684 nt
Organism: Clupea harengus (Atlantic herring)
Lineage: Eukaryota; Metazoa; Chordata; Actinopteri; Clupeiformes; Clupeidae
Product: E3 ubiquitin-protein ligase TRIM21
Molecular function (GO): zinc ion binding; protein binding
Source: RefSeq, a predicted model, not a curated record
CUUUGCGGACUCAAACAACGAACUACGCUCCUCCUCCAGUGAUGGCCAACGGUUUCUGUUUCGAGUAUCGAGUAAGCAUCUGAAAAUGGGUGCGAAAUUGGACACCCCAGCGCGAGUUCGGGGUCCUGUGUGCCCAUUAUGCCAUUGUGAAUGCAAGAAUCCUACAGUACUGAAAUGUAGACACCGCUUCUGUGAGGAAUGUAUAGGCGAGUUGUGGAGUGGGUCACUGUCGGGACCCGUGUUUUGCCCCGAAUGCAAACAAGAAUACAGGAAGUUAACCGAUGCUUUUUGGGAUAUGGAAACAUCCUUCCCAUCGGCUAGCAGAUAUCCUUCGGGUUGGAGAGAUAAGUUUUCUUCCCCUGCGUCCAAGAACAGUCUUCUCGGCAAGAGACGUCACUCCAGAAUUCCGCAGCCACAGGAAAGUGGGCAGAGGCAAGUGUCAUCUCCAGCCACAAAUGGAACAGCGAGAAGUGAUGGCUUCGCCUAUCAUGAUGGUGAACCACCUCCCCGUAAAAAAACACAUUCCACACCAGGGAUUAACCCAAGCAGUAAUACAUCUACACCAAAGAACCAUGGCUCUGUCAAAAGAUCAUCCUCAGAUAGAAGCUCACUACCUUUGGAAGGGACAUCUGCCACAGUGUGGUGCCCCGACCGAAGCACUGGGGGAAUCCCAGUCAGUGAGGGACUUGAAUCCCCAGAGAGUGAUGACUCAAGUGUGGAGGAGGUCCUGGUUGUAAGUGGUGUGCCCUCAGAGAGCCAGUCACCAGUGGUAGUAGAGACACCUCUUGAGGAGCCCACAUUGAAACAACAGACACCCCCUAAAACAUCCACCCCGCCUGUACAGAAGUCCCCAAGAGCCACGACCCCUGCAAUGGACAUGCCCCCAGCCGCCCGAUCUCCCUCUGUUAGUGGCUCACCCCCAGCAGCCCGAUCUCGCUCUGUUAGUGGCUCACCCCCAGCAACCAGCUCCCCUCGUCAGCUUUCACCUGCUGCCAAUCAUCAGUCCUUCAAACGCAUGGAGUCCCCACCAACACGAGACACUAUCCAACCAGCUGCACUUGGGCUUGUCCCGUGUCACUACUGCUUCGCCCAGGACCAAAGGCCUGCCGUGAAGACCUGCCUGCAGUGCGGAGCCUCCAUGUGUGCCGAGCAUCUCCGCACCCACCUGGAGUCGCCGGUGUUCCAGGGCCACCCCCUGGUACCAGCCGUGAACGACGUGUCACCCUGGAGAUGCCAGGAGCACCAGGAGAUGAACCGCAUCUACUGUCGGCCGUGCGGUGUGUGUGUGUGCACCGUGUGCACCGUGAUCGGCUCGCACCGCGACCACCCCUGUAUCGGCAUCAAAGAGGCGGAGAAGGAGCUGAGGGGUGAAAUGAAAGAGGAGAUGAAGAAGUUGCAGGGACACGAACAAGCUGUUAUGACCAGAAAAGCUGAACUCCUUCAAAAGAAACAGGCCUUCCAGGAGGUUCUAAAUGAGGCCAGAGGCAAUGUGCGGACCCAGUACCAAGCCAUGCGGGAGGCCCUGGACCACGAGGAGCAGCAGGCCCUGCUCUGUGUGGCCAAGGAGGAGACCAGGAGCCUGGGCGGAGUGGAGGACCAGCUGGGCCUUCUGCAGACCACCCUGGGCACCAUCCAGCACAGUGUGGACACCCUCACGGGGCUGGCUGACGCCACUGGGGCUCUCAGAGUCCAAGACCAGGCGUUUAUCACGGAGUACAACAAGGUGGCCUGCAGGAUUAGUGGAAUAUCCAAUCCAGUAGAGGACCUGGAGGCUCCACGGGAGGUGGACCGUGCUCGUCUGGGCUGCCUGCAAGGGUGGACAGAGAGGAGGCUGGACACGGUGGUUAUUUCACGGCCCCACAGAGACCCAUUCAGACUGAUGUACGGCAUCACUCCACUCCUGGAUCCUGACACGGCUCACCCAAAGCUGCUCCUGUCGAUGGAUAACCGGCGGGUGUCGUUCAGCGAUACGCCCCAGCCGCAUCCGGAGCAUGACGCCCGCUUCAGCUCGUUCCCCCAGGUCCUGGCCUCGGGGGCCCUGUGUUACGGCCGCUGGUACUGGGAGGUGGAGGUGGCGGCAGACGAGGGAAGGUGGAAGGUCGGUGUGUGCGACGGGCAGAUCGGCCGCAAGGGGCAGAAGGACGCCUGCCGGAUGGGCUUCAACGGCCUCUCCUGGUGCCUCUUGAGCGAGGGGAAGGGGAAGGUGGAGGUGCUGCACGACAAGGAGUCCACGGCCGUGUGCGCGAACGCCCCCCCGAGGGUGGGCGUGCUGCUGGAUUUCGAGGAGGGCUCCCUGUCGUUCUUCAGCGUGGCUGAGGAGGGCACUCUGACUCUGCUGUACAGCUACCAGCACGCCUUCACCCAGCCCCUCUACCCCGCCCUGGCUGUGUCCAAGACUCAGCUGACCAUCUGCGACCUCUUCCAGAGGGAUGGUGCUGAUGAGAGCAAUCAGGAAUAGUCUGUCAAAUCAUUUUUAAAUCACUUUUAUCAUUCCAAAAUCAAGAUGAUGUGGGUUGUUUUCUGUCACCUACUUUUUCGUCUACUGGCAUUUCGUGUAAUGGAUUUCCAUGUUGGUAAAUGUUUCGUUUUUUUUUAUCUCAACGUCUUUUUCAGAAUACAGGGAUUUGUACCACUCAUGAAUUCAUAUCUGUUUCUACAUAAAUAAAUCAUAUAUUUACAAAUUG